ACUCAGAUGAAUGAACGAGAGGAUGGAUGUCUGCUCUCCGUGUCUCACACAGUAAAUCAAACGCUGGUGUCCCGCGGCUGUGGCUCUGGAGCUCGUGAUGUCGUGGGAUUGUGGAUUAAAGUAUCUGUUUUCUCUUCCUCCGGUUCUGCAGCAGGCGGGCGUCUGCGCUCUCCGGGCUCCGGAUGACUUCUCGCGGCUGGAGAUGGUCCAGCGGCUGGCCAAAGACGGCUAUCGCUUCCUCCAGAACCAGAACUACCGGCUCCCGGACCGCUCCGCUCAGGCACAGGGCGAAGGCGUUGUGCGCGUCUGUCUGAAAGAGAGGGGUCAAGACGUGCUGGUUCUCCAGAGAGUCCCAUCAGAUCCCACGUCUCCGCAAACGGCCGGAGUCAAAGACGAAGACGGAGAUAAGAGGUACGUGGUGGUGUCCGGGACGCCUCUUAAGAUCCUGGAGCACCUGCUGAGUGACCUGCGUCUGGACGAGCAGCAGGGGGCGACGGAGAGCAAAGAGGCGGAAAUGCUUCUGGACGACUUCCUGCUGACGUAUCUGGUGUUCAUGUCCACCAGUGAGCUGUGCCAGGCGCUGCUGGGACACUACUGUACGAAGCGCUGCCGAGGGAAGGAGGAGGGAAAGGAGGCCCUCUACAGGAAGAGGAAAGUACUGCACCUGGUCUCUCAGUGGAGCACGCUCUACAAGGACUUCCUGCGAGAAGAGGAGAACGUCAAGCUCUUCAUGAAGACGCUGUAUCGAUACGUGCUGGAAGACGUGUAUGAGUUCCCCACGCUGGAGAAAGACCUGAAGGAGUUUCAGAAACUGCUGCGACGGAGACAUACGGUGGACGACUAUUCUCCACACCAAAAGAAUAAAGCGCUGUUCCAGCAGCUGAGUCUGAAGGAGAACUGCGUCUCUCUCCGAGGAUCUCCAGUCGAGAGUAAAGACGUGAUGUGCCGUGUGUACGUGAGCUGUGAUUCGUAUCUGAGCGUUCGGGUGAAGCCUGCGAUCGUGGCUCAGGAGCUGCUGCACAUCGUCUCUCAGCGCAUGGAGCGAUCCGAGGACGACAUGAUGCUGGUGGCACAGACGUACAGCGGAGAGAAGCGUGUCCUUCAGCCGCAUGACAGUAUUUACUCCGAGUCUCUGGAGGCUCCUGGCAGACUGAUCGCCUGUCGAAGAGACCUCAGCGAGAUCCUGCCGCCGCUGACGGAGUGUCCAGAGCUGGGACAGAAGCCCGUCAGACUGCUGGGCAUCAACACGUGGGACGUGUCUGUGGCUCUGACAAACUUCGACUGGAAUCUCUUUAACUCCAUUCAUGAGCAAGAGCUGAUCUUCUACACGUUCAGUCGUCAGGCGAGCAGUGGCCACACGGUGGCGCUAGAGCUGCUGCUGCAGCGCUGUAACGAGGUUCAGCAGUGGGUGAUGUCUGAGGUGCUGCUCUGUCCAUCGCUCAGCAAACGAGUGCAGCUCCUCAAGAAGUUCAUCAAGAUCGCCGCGCACUGUAAAGCGCAGAGGAACCUCAACUCCUCGUUUGCCAUCAUCAUGGGCUUAAACACGGCCGCCGUCAGCCGGCUCAACCAGACCUGGGAGAAAGUUCCUGGAAAGUUCAAGAAGCUUUUCUCUGAGCUGGAGCUGUUGACUGAUCCAUCCAUGAAUCACAAAGCCUACAGAGACGCUUUCAAGAAGACCAAGCCGCCCAAAAUCCCCUUCAUGCCUCUGCUGCUCAAAGAUAUCACCUUCAUCCAUGAGGGGAACAAAACAUUUCAUGAUAAUCUGGUGAACUUCGAGAAGCUGCACAUGAUGGCUGAUACGGUGCGACUCAUUCGUCACUGUCAGACGGAUCAGACAGGAAACGAGCUUUCGCCGUGUGACAGUCCCGAGGUGCGCUCGAGCGUCCAUUACCUUCACAUCAUCGACAAUCAGCAGACGCUGUUCGAGCUCUCGCACAGACUGGAGCCCCGAGUCUGAGAGACACCGACCGAGAGGAGCAGCGCCACCUGCAGGACAGACGCUGACGGACACGAUCAGAGACUCUCAGAGCUCGAUCACAGCCAAACCAGUCACACAGGCUGAGUUCUGACAUACAUGAGGAAAAACUUUAUUCCUUCAUGUAAAGAAUUAUUAGUGGUCGAAGAUGAAAGCUUUUUCCUGUCCGCAGGAGAAGUGUCAACUUUCUCAGCAUUGUUUUGUUGAAAUGCUGAUAUUUAACUUCUACCAGCACUUUGGACCAUAUUUAUAUAGGAAUUUAAUAUUUCAGAUUGUUAGGGCUGGGCGAUAUAAUCAUAAUAUAUUAAAAUUGAUAUUUUAAUUUAAAAAAAUAUAUAUUAAAUUGUAUUAUUUAAUUGCAGCCUUUUGACCAUAUUUAGUGUAUAUUAAUAUUUAUAUAUUUAGAUUUAAAGGCUGAUUUAUUUUAGUAAUUUCAACCAAUUAGAUUAAAAAUUUUAAUGCAAAAUGUAAAAUACAGUAAAUAAAUCAAACUUGCAUUUUCUGGUACUGAAGUUCAAAACUUAAUGGCCAAAUAAUAUCAUCACAAUUUAGCAUCAGUUUAUGAUUAUAUAAUAUAUUUUAUAAACACAACAGCAAAAAAUAAUUGAAUCAUUUGAUCGUUUCAUUGAAAUGGACAGUCUGAACUACUCAAAUAGUUCAAAUCAGAAACUUAAUGGCCAAAUAAAUACAUUAUAUUUUGUAAACACAAGAGAAGAUAUAACACACACAAAUAACUCAUCCGAUCAUUUGAAUCGAUUAAUUGUUCAGACAGUUUGAACUGAUUCAUGGAAAAGAAUCAAACUUAAUUGCGUUUUACUGCUACUGAAAAUAUAUAACAAAAAUAACAGCCAAAUAAAUCACUGAAUCAUUUGAAUCGAUUCAUUGAAACAGACUGUUUGAACUUAUGAAGUUCAAUUCAGAAACUUGAUGGGAAAAUAAAAUUACCACAAUCUUGGUUCAGUUAAUGAAUUUAUUAUUUUUUUGUGAACGCUUAAACGUGAAACAAAACACUGAAUCACUUGAAUCGAUUCAUUUGAAGAGACCGUUUGAUUCAUGAAAAUGAAUCAAACUUGUUUGUUAUUGCUACUCAAGUUCAAAUCAGAUAGACCAAAUAAAAUCAUUGCAGUCUUGUUUGAUUUUACGAAUUCAUUAUAUUUAAUAAACACAAGAGCAAAUAUAAAAAGCAAACAAAUCAUUUGAAUCGUUUCACUGAAACAGACAAUUUUAACUUCUGAAGUUCAAAUCGUAAGCUUAAUGUCCGAAUAAAAUGAACACAAUCUCACUUCAGUUAAAGAAUUUAUGAUAUUUUGUGAACGCUUAAACAAACAUAACAUCAUUGAAUCAUUUGAAUAGAUUCAUUGAAACAGACACUUUGAACUGAUUCAUGGAAAUGAAUCAAACUCAUUUGUUAGUUAAAAUCACAAACUUAAUGGCCAUAUAACAUAACAAUGUUGCUUCAUUUUAUAAAUAAAUGAUAUUUUGUAAACAAAAAAUAUAUCGCCCGGUCCUACAGAAUCAACUGAGACUGAACGAACAAACACACUGGUGUCAAAGGUCAUAAAGAUGUCAUGUAGAGCCAAGUACUCGCUUUCUACUCAAUCCUGUUAUUACGAGAUCACGUUGAGGGGAUUUUUAUUUAAUGUUUGAUAUUUGAGCUCAUUCAGCCAGUGGUUUUCCUCGGUGUGAUCGUUCCCGUGAGCUGACAGUAUUAUUUCCUCGGAGAUGUUCGUUUCAGUGGUUUCUCUCAGCAGUACUGAAGCUCAUGCAUGCAUACUGUAUUUGCACUUACAUCUUCGUUUGUACAUUAUCGUGUAAGAAUGUAGAUAUGCGUUUAUAUGUGUAUAGAAAUGUCGUUUGCAAACACACGUUUCUGUGCCAAGCACUAUUAUGGGAGAGCAAUGCAAUAUAUGGAGAUUUUAAUAUUGUCAGAUGUUUUAUAAAAGCCUUUAGCUGCAGCUACGAACCCCGGAAAAACGUCUUCAGUGGGAUCUGAGUUGAUUACAUUAUUUCUGAUACCUCGAUUUGUUCUUGUUUUAAUGGGGAUUCUGGGUUUCUAAACGAGCAGCUCAGGAAAGCCGCAGAUGUACAGUAGCAGGAUUUUACAGUGUUUGUGAAGGUGUAACACUCAUCUGUUUCUCCACUGCCACAUUCAUUCACGGACACAGCAGAGCGAGCGGCUCGUCUGAAUGUGCUGUGACUGAACACAGCUUUUCUUAUAUAUCUAUAUAUAUCUAUGGCACUUGUGUUAUUUUGUGAUUUUUCCAAGUGCAGAGCAGACUAUGUGUCCUUCACAGAUAGAAAUGGUGAUCUUGUGGUUUGGUGAAUCUCAUAGAAAUGUUGGUCACACAUUUCACCCCAAAGAAUAAUAAAUAAAAACAUCUUGACCCGACACGAUAA
Cyprinus carpio (common carp) is the source of this 4372-nucleotide messenger RNA. RefSeq names its product rap guanine nucleotide exchange factor 5-like. Gene Ontology annotation, cellular component: plasma membrane. Gene Ontology annotation, molecular function: guanyl-nucleotide exchange factor activity. NCBI's taxonomy places the organism in Eukaryota, Metazoa, Chordata, Actinopteri, Cypriniformes, Cyprinidae. The record is from RefSeq and is a predicted model, not a curated record. The coding region runs from base 98 to 1957 and encodes 619 amino acids. Gene Ontology annotation, biological process: positive regulation of GTPase activity; Ras protein signal transduction. The transcript is spliced from 18 exons.